This is a messenger RNA of Dentiscutata erythropus, 5934 nucleotides long. NCBI's taxonomy places the organism in Eukaryota, Fungi, Glomeromycota, Glomeromycetes, Diversisporales, Gigasporaceae. The record is from the annotation of a GenBank genome assembly.
AUGGGAAAACCAAAAAAUCAACCUCGUAUCAAAGGAAACGUGCAACCAGCUAGUAGCAGUCGAGCUGCUGAAAUUAUUGCAACAGGUGGAACCCAGGUUCCUACAGAAAAUUUAGGAGGAUUCGCUCAAUUCUUGGGUGGAACACCUUUUUCGACGUCAAAUUCCUUUUCACCUGAUACUUCAGCUGAUAAAGCGACCGAUGUCAACCUGGAUUCAACUUUAGUGCUUAUUUUUAAAAGAUUAUCCAAACGUGAUACAACUACAAAAUUGAAAGCUCUAGAGGAGCUCGAAGCAUAUUUAAGAGGAAAGGAAGAUAAUGAAAUUGAUCCGGCUAAUUUAACAAAUGCAUGGGCCAAAUUUUUUGUCAAACUAGCAAUUGAUGUGGAUCGUCGAAUACGCUACACAACAUACUCUUGUCAUUUGUUAAUAGUAUCUAAAGUUAAAAAGCGGCUUGCAUCCAAUCUCAAAGAAAUAAUUGGUGUUUGGAUAAUAUCAUUAUUUGAUCAUUACAAGGACGUUACUCGGAUAGCAACAGAAUCUUUUCAAACGGCUUUUCCUGCUGGAAAGCGAGUCGAAGUUCUAUCAUUCUGUCAGGUGGAAAUUUUAUCUUAUAUUUCGGACAUAAUAAUCCAAAAAACGCCAGAUACAUUAAGUGAUCCUAGGUUUACAUCAAAAGAAGAUAUGAUUUCGAAAUAUGAGAGAGUUGUUGCUAGCUCAUAUUACUCUCUUGCGCACCUGAUAGACCAACUAAAUGAGGAUUCAUUAUUAAAAGCUGUAAAGCAGUACGAUGAUUUAUUUGAUAAUCCCAAGACUUGGGUAAAUUUAACUAAUGGCAAUCCACUUGUCCGUAAAUCAUGUUACAAUAUGAUAAAAGUUUUGACUAAUAAGUGGCCAAAAAAGGUUGAAGAUCGGUUAGAUGUUUUGAGCACGACAUAUUUGAUGAAUAUAUUUAAUGAAAAAGAUAUCACUGUCUAUGGCGAUUCAUGGGAUUCUCUAUUAGUAUUCACUAAGAAUUUUCCUGAUUCUUGGCUACUUGCUAGCAAAAAAAAGCCAAUGCUCAAUAAAUUAUAUAAUUUCCUUAGAUCAGCAUGCUACGGGUCGACAUUAGUCUCGUACACGAGCAUCCUAGCGUUAAUUAACCUUCUCCCACAAGAACUCAUAAUUAACGAUCCAAAGUUUUAUGAUGAAUUCUUUUUAAAUUUUUGGAAAGGCUUGUCAAAUACGACAAUCGAUCGUUCUAAUUCUGGCGUAUUUUUACAAGCUUAUAGUGAAUGUUUAGUAUAUUUUAUAUGCAAAUUAGACAAGUCUGAAAAUGAAAAGCAGACGCGAGCUUAUUUACUUGAACAUAAAUUUUUUGAAUUAAUCAAAUUAUAUUUAACGGAUUUCAAGUCCUGUCAAAAAUUCCAAGUCCAGCAAAUGUGCUCAAUUCUUGCACAUAAUAUGAAUCAAUUGGCUAUAAAAUUACAAGGGACAGACGCGACAGAUAUCCUGCAACAUAAAUUGCAGAGUCUUAUUGUCAAUGUGAUAAAUGAUGAUGCCAUUUUAAAUCCUGAUCCCAAGUUAGAAGAUAAUUUCAAGGAAUUUUGUCAAAGAUUGGCUGAUUUCUUUAUUGCUAUAUCUUCAACAGCUAAAACUGAUAAUAAACAAGAAAUCUCCAAUGCUAUUACGGAUAUGUCGAAGAUGUUUUCUGUGUUUCGUUAUCAAAAUGCAAAGAAAAUAAUGGCACUUAAAAGCUUUCUUAGCAACACAAUUUUUGAAAUUGCUAGAAAUGCAUCCAUGACUUGUUUGAAUUAUGUGCUUGAUUUAUUUGUUUUGUGUUUGACGUGCAGCGCAGAAUUACCAGAAGCUCAAUGCAAUUGGAAUAAACUCGUACAAUCCUUUCUUGAGAUCGAAACGUUUGAGUCGAAAAUAGAUGGUCUUUAUCUUCUGAUCUCUAAAGUUUUUGACGUAAACACUUCUGCCUCCUUUUUGGUUGAACAAUUAAAUGAAUAUUUGAUAAUUCUUAGCAAUCAGUUGCUAUACCAACAUUUUGAAUCUAAUACAAGGACUAAAAUCGAAAAUCUCCUAUGCACUAUUUUUUUAUUUAAAGCUGAAGAUUCGGUUAUAUCCAAUGAAGUUGCAUUAUCGGUUUUACAUAUCUUCGAAAAACUAUUUAAAGAUGACGAGUUCAUCAAAUUUUUUUUAUAUUCAGACCUGUUGCCAGUAUCAGGACAAAUUUUCGAGUUAACUUUUAUAAGCCCCCAUGAAGGUUUUAACACAGAUGUUAUAAAGAAUAUUCAACAAUUAGCCCAGGAUUGCUGGGAUCGAAUUGCAUUAGCAUCACGUUCUCAUCUUCGAGAGGAUGUCGUAAUAAACAACGUAUCGCGACAAAUAAAAUCAUCAUUGCUAAACAUUCACUAUUCUGCAAGUCCUACAGAUUUCGCAUUACGUGUAAAGAAGCUAUGUUCGUUUUACGACAAUGAUGAUUUAAAAUCACAGGAAAUCAUCGAAACAUUUCAUAUAGAAAAUGAGAUAUGGCGCGAACUCAGUAAACUUUUCCUUUCUUCAAUUGAUUCAUCUCUGAGCAUAGUUGAUCCAAUGUUACUGCCGCUAAAUAAUGAUCAACAAAAUAGCCUGCAAAAUAAUAACCAAACAGCAGCUAUUGUUGCUUAUGAUUCAUAUGGUUUAAGUGUUUACGGGCGCUUGGGUCUAUUUUUGAUAGAACUUAUUCACAAAAUUGGUGUAGAUUCCUUUUUUAUUGGGAAUCAUGAAAAGUUGUUGAAGAUGGGCACAAAAGAUGGCACAUCAUAUUCAAAUUGUAAUCGAAUUAUAUUGGAAUUAUUACUUAUAUAUGUGUUAUGUACUGAUAUCCGUCAUUCUCGUAAAAGUGAUCACCAUUUAUGGGAUGCCUUUAAUGUAGAGGAAAGUGAUUAUCGCGGAUUCAAAGCAUUUUUGGAAGAUGUUCGUUUGAUUGUCAAAAAUUACGCUCUGCAAAUAUUCCAAAAUGAACAAUUAGAUAUUAAAUUCAUAUUGGACAGCUUAAAUGCUAUUACGAGUUCCCAUAAUAUUGUACAUACUGGCACAUCAGGUCUGCUUUGUGAAGCAGUAAGGAGAUCGCAUGGCGAGAAUUCCGUGUAUUGGGCGAGGGUUUUACAUAUUUUGUGUUCAGAAAUAUUUAAUGCAGCAAGUAUUUCCCUUAAUCAAGCUGAAGAAUUCUUAGACGUGAUAAAAUUAGAAUCUAUGAAUUUGGUAACGAAGAUGGCAUUUGUUUUGUCACUGAAAACUUUUCUUGGUGCUUCCACAAAAUAUAAAGAUUUUCAAAAUGAUAUGGCUGUAAAAUUGAUUAGUUUGGAUCCGAUGGAAAUAUUUAGCGAAAAAGGUUUAGAAAGCAAUAAUGGGUUGACAUGUCUUUGUUUGUUAAUAACUUCAACUUCAAAAGAUGAUGAAAUAUUCUUAUCUUCAGACAUGAGCAUUAAUUUAUUAAUGAGAAUUCAAGAAUGGCGCAAUGCUAUAGAUCCAAAUAUCUGGUCUAAGUCUACGUUUGUCCAAAUUCAUAUUUUAAUUGCAAAAUUGUUAUAUCCUCUUGUAAUUACUAUACAAGAACUUCAUGGAAAUUAUUGGAACUUUAUUUUUGAACUCCUUCAAUAUUGGCUACAAGAAACUUCUCAAUUAGAACUUCUCUAUGAAGCAAUUCACAUAUUUUGUCGAUUAAAUAACAUAGCCGCGUAUUCUACUAAUAAAAUUGACGUUUACGUCGAUGAUUCUGCAGAAGAUGCUGUCUGUAAUUUGUCUUCUAAGCUAAUUACCUAUAAACCUUUACUUUAUCAGCAACUAUCUUUAUUAUUUUUCAGAGAAAAAGCUCAUCAGGAUGACGUUUUAUCAUAUCAAUAUUGCGAAUAUUUGGAAAUUUUAUGUGAAGCAUGUCAUGAUUUGCCGAAAGAAACUCUUUUGAAUAAGAAGGAUGAGCUUUAUGCCUUAUUACUUGUUCCUCAUGAGGGAAUCCAAAAAUGUGCAUACAAGCUCUCACAUGUUUUGGUCAGCGAAAAAGUAUUAAGGUUGUCUGAAGAAUUAGAAUUUCUCAGUACUUCGGAUGAGUCGAUCUCCGUGCAAUUGGAUCAGGGUUUGAAGACCUUGCUCAUCGAAAUGCAAAGUGAUCAUUUAAAUUUAAUACAUACAUCAAAUCCCAACUCUUUUGUUGUACAUAAAACAUUUGGAUAUUUACUUGCCUGGAUGCUUACUUUUGACCAUUUUAAUCAUGCUGCACUAAAAUUCAAAUCACAACUUAUCCCAUGCAUCAAAGAGAUGGAUAUAACCUCAAAAUUCUUCUACGACAUAUUUGAAAUACUAGGUCUUGUGGGACAAACAACACCUUACAAUCUGUCAAAAUGGGAUGUUAGAGAAUUCUAUACUGAAGCUUUUGAACUUCAAUAUAGUGCUGCAUUAGGUUUUCCUUUGCUUUGCGCACAUUUAUACUAUCGUUCUCUUAGACAUAUUCCUUCAAUUGUGAGAACAUGGUGGUCAGAUUGUAAAAAGCGUCAAUUAAGUAUCAGUGUCGAUAGUUACACGGAGAAAUAUUUUAGUCCAAUCAUAAUCCAAGGUCAACUGGAUAUGCUUCAAAGUGAAGAUGUCAAGUCGCAAUUAGAAGAUGAAAAAUUUACCAUUAGAAUUGCUCGUAGCUCUAAUGAAGUAAUUGCUGCCUUUAAUGUUGAUGAAUAUGUAAUGGAACUUAGUGUUCGGAUGCCGAAUAAUUUUCCUCUGCGCCAAGCGGAAUUUGGCACUCUUGAAAGAAUGGGUACAACAGAAGUGACUGACCUAAAAUGGGCAAAAUUACCUGUUCAAACAGUGGUUAAUUCCCAGAACAGUAAUUUAGACAUUGCAUUGAAUUUGUUCAAGAAUAAUAUCAAUCUUCGGUUCCGUGGGGUCGAAGAUUGUACUAUUUGCUAUUCCGUAGUGAGUCUUGAUGAUCGGUCAUUGCCAACCAAAAAAUGCUAUAAUCAUCCGACGUCUAGAUUAUGGCAAUCAGAAAGAAGUUUACGAAAAGCUUCAUUAAUGUAUCCAAUUUUUAUAACUGAUAUACCUGAAGCAGAAGAAAGUAUUUCUUCUUUACCUGGUCAAAAAAGAUGGGGUAUUAAUAAGCUUGAAGGAUUUCUUAAACCUCUCGUUGAGAAAGGUUUAAAAUCAUUAAUGUUAUUUGGUGUUCCUACUAGUGGAAAGGAUGCGACUGGAUCAAAAGCUGAUGAUCCAGAUGGACCAGUAAUUUUAGCGGUAAAACUUAUUCGAAACAAAUUUCCAGAAUUAUUUAUUGCCUGUGAUGUUUGUCUUUGUGAAUAUACAGAUCAUGGUCAUUGUGGGUAUUUGAAUGAAGAUGGUACUAUCGAUAAUUUGGCUAGCGUUAAACGUAUCGCUGAAGUGGCGAUAAAAUAUGCUAUAGCUGUCUUUGUCAAAGGUGCACACUGUAUCGCACCAUCAGACAUGAUGGAUGGACGAAUCAAAGCCAUCAAAGAAUCAUUAAUCAGAGAGAAGCUUGGUAACAAAGUUUUAUUAAUGAGUUACAGCGCGAAAUUUGCUAGUUCUUUUUAUGGGCCAUUUAGAGAAGCUGCAAAUUCUGCUCCAACUUUUGGUGAUCGUAAAUGCUAUCAACUUCCUCCAAAUGCCAGAGGUUUAGCACGUCGUGCAAUAACACGUGACCUCAGUGAAGGCGCGGACAUCAUCAUGGUUAAACCAGGAAUGCCGUAUUUAGAUAUAUUACGAGAUGCAAAAGAAUUGAGCCCUGAUAACCCCAUAGCUGUUUAUCAAGUUUCAGGUGAAUUUGCAAUGAUUUGGCGUUCAGCCGAAGCAAAUGUUUUUGACCUUCGAACGGCUGUUUUUGAAAGUAUGGAGUCUUUUCUGAGAGCUGGUGCCAACUUAAUCUUAACUUAUUAUACACCACAGCUUCUCAGUUGGUUAGACGCUUAA